AUGAGCGGAAACGGACUGAAUUACGAUGCGCAAUUGUCGAUAGAAUGGAUGCAACGGUGUCGUCCUCUUUUCAUGCUUUUUAUUAUUGCAUAUGCGCUGUUUGUAAUGAAUGUGCCGCGAAUUUGGAAAGGAAGAAGAAGCCGAGUCUUAGCAAUGAUCAUUUUUUAUUGGAACGCCUUCAAUGCCUUGGCGGAUAUUAUCCUUCUUCUUGGCUUAUUACCCGAUUUCUUAACUUCUUUCCAUGAAGGCUUCUACUCAAGUUUGUGUCUGAAUGCUGGACUUUAUAAGAACCCAAGGUCGGGCAAGGCAAUACUCACAUUUCACAUCAGCAAAGUCUGGGAACUACUGGAUACAGUACUCAUCAUUUUGGAUGGACGUAAAACGAAUCGUCUUCACGUGGCCCAUCAUAUCGUCAUCUCCACCUUGAUGAUUUACAGUUACCAGCACAUUGGCGCCAUGGCUCGUUGGAUUGCCAUCACCAAUCUUGCUGCUCAUGCUGCGCUUUACUUUUAUCUGGCAGCUCAAAGUUGUGUCUGGAAACGUCGCACAUGCAGCGCACGUGUAAUCAGCGUGAUCCAAAUGGCACAAUUCCCCAUCUGCUUGUUUGGCCUCAUCAAAAUACGUCAAUUUCUGAAUGCCAAAAAGAAAUGUACGCAAACAUAUCAAAUAUCACGUAAAGCUCCUUGUCAGUGUUCUGUGAUCGCCGGAAAAAGACUUUCUCGAGGUUUUAUUUUUUCUGAUACCAAAAUGCCAGAAGGCCCCUAG
Messenger RNA from Acanthocheilonema viteae, 765 nucleotides. The record is from the annotation of a GenBank genome assembly. Lineage: Eukaryota; Metazoa; Nematoda; Chromadorea; Rhabditida; Onchocercidae.